This is a messenger RNA of Coffea arabica (coffee), 567 nucleotides long. Lineage: Eukaryota; Viridiplantae; Streptophyta; Magnoliopsida; Gentianales; Rubiaceae. The record is from RefSeq and is a predicted model, not a curated record.
AUGGCUGGUACCUUGAAAGAAUUGGCAUCCAACAUUAUCAAGCUCGAGAGAUUUGAUAAAGAAAAUUUCAUUCGUUGGCAAAAACGUGUUCGUUUCCUUCUCACUGCACUCAAAGUGGUCUAUGUUUUGACCACACCAAAACUAUUUGUCAUCAAUCCUGAGGAAGAAACUCUUGAAGGCAUCCGAAACCGUCAGAAUUGGGAGAACGACGAUGAAAUAUGUCGUGGUCACAUCCUCAAUACCAUGAGCGACAGCCUAUUUGAUGUCUACCAUUCAAUUACUACCGCCAAGGAACUUUGGGAUCGUUUGGAGUCCAAGUACACGCAAGAAGAUGCUACAAGUAAGAAGUUUCUUGUCUCGUCUUUUAAUAAUUAUAAGAUGGUAGAUAGUAAGUCUGUUAUGGAACAAUUUAGUGAGAUUGAAAGGCUUCUUACUCACUUCACACAACGCAAUCUACACAUGGAUGAAGCCAUUAUUGUUUGCUCUAUAAUAGAUAAAUUACCACUUUCUUGGAAAGAUUUCAAGAGAGACCUUAAACAUAAGAUAGUGGUUCAAUCGAAGGAUUGA